Molecule: messenger RNA, 15835 nt
Organism: Porites lobata
Lineage: Eukaryota; Metazoa; Cnidaria; Anthozoa; Scleractinia; Poritidae
Source: the annotation of a GenBank genome assembly
UAUUUAAAGAUGACCAACGAUGCGAGAAGGUAAGCGAUCGAAUUAUCCAGGAAUUAUGACUUCCCCUCUUCAAUAUAAACUAACGAUAGCGGAGAAUUUUUAUUUCUGGUAGAGCAUUUUGGAAAAGAACAGCUUAUUCAAAAGUUUAUCGCCGAAAGUUAUUCCUUUAUCGUUUUCGCAUCGUGUGAAUUGAAAUCUAAGAUCUAUACUAAUAUUCGAACGUUGAAGUGACGCUGCACUCUGUCAUUAUGGUUGUAAAAUUUUAUUUUGCUAGCCAAGAAGAGUCAACCGAGACUAUAGACAUGACGAAUGAUGUGCACAGUGACAAACAGCCCCGAAUUGAUGAUGAUUUUAUCACAAGUGAUGAAGAACAGAGAUACCAGCGCGCGGCCUCCUUGGAUAAACUGGUGGACUACUGCGUCGAGGAAUUCGGUAAGCCAUUAUUUAUACUAAUAUUUUUUAUGUUUAUACAAGAACCUUGCGUGUUGUUAGUGGGAAAAUUUUUCUGUUUGUUUUUAUGAUCCAUGCAUUCAUGUUUGAUGGGUGUAGUGGUUGUUCUAUUAUGUUCAAAAAGAUGACUUAUUUGAAAAGGAAGCCUUUGUUUGUAAAACACUGGGUACAAUAAUCGAAAACGCUGAAGAUCGACCCUUAAAACAUUGGCGUGUGUAUAAGUUUAUUAUACACAUCCGAGGCGUAACUAACAAAAAUACAUCUCUGUUGAUUGCUUUGCCGCGAUAUCGAGUAGCUUUUAUUUUAUUUUCAAGCGUGUAACAAAAAAAUUUGGACAUCCUCCAUAUGUUUAUAACCACCCGGCAAUAAUUUGCAUACGCUUAUGCUAAAUCAAGAGGUGUUGUCGAACAGUGGAUAUGAAAAUAAGAGGAGGAUUAUAUUGAGUCUUGUACUUUAGCAAUAUUCAUUGAGCAUUGUUCACAAAUAAUUCACUCGAUUCAAGGAAGUUUUAACCGAGGGGCAGAGGUUUCUACAUAUAUCUUCCUUUCUUACAAUCAUCAGCGUUGUCUGUACGUCUGGAUCGACAAUAACAUUUCCUAAUGUAAGGUUCAUAAAUUAUUUAUAGAUUCAUUUGACAUAUUAUGUCAAUUUGUAGGAAAAAACUCAUUUUAGAAUUUCUAGAAAGUCAUUAACUGAAGCGUAGUUGUGAAUCACUGUAUAUUUCGCCCGAAAUUUGAUAUUAAUUUGGUCUGGUAAAAAAUGUUGAAAUACAUGGAAGGUUUCUGUUAGACCUAUUGUUUGUGAAUGUGGCAUUUAUAAAGAAUACAAUUUAUUUUCUUUAAUUGAUCGUGUAGGAUAAAUCCAUUCUCUGGUAAAACCAGUAUUUAACCUAGUUUGUUUUGGAAUUUCCGUUGUUUUCUAUUAAUAAUUAUUAAGUGUAGGAGACAAAGUUAAUUCUGGAUUAACCUGAGAACAGAUACUACAUUUCAACAUAUAGGCUACUUAAUAACAACUGUACGUAAACAUGUAGUUGCUUGAUGAACUGCUCCAUUGCUAUGGGCUGGGCAUAGCUGAAAAAAGAAAAAUAGUAUUUGAAAAUUAGCCAAAAAGUGCUGUAGGUGCUAUGACCAAAUAACUUGGUGUAGUACCUGAGCCAAGAAAAGUUAGGCUCUCAUGAGAUCCAAAAUAUUUAAAAAAAAAUUCUUUUUCUGUUUUACCACAACAAUAAUGAAGGAUUUCCUGAAAAAGGGCAUAAUUAUUAUUUGCUUAUUAUUGAACAGCAAAUUACUCCCUUUUUCAGGAAACCCUUCAAUUACUACCACAGGAAGUAGUUAUAUAAGUACAAAGUUAAAAAAGGGCUCUGAUAAUUGCAGAGGGAACUCAAGACAAUGUGAUAAUUUGUGAUAAUGCAUGGAAAACCAUGAAAUACAAUGUUUUCCUACUCUUGUCUUUCCUAUAUAUGAAAGUGAAAUAACCCAUUGUGCCAAAAAUAGUAAUGUUAUAAAGAAAUAAUAACAAUAAUAAUACUGUUAUUUGUUAAAGUCCGGCCAAUGAUCAUUAAUGAUAGCAAAAAAAGAAAAAAAAGGUACACACAAACAAGAAAAAAUAAGAAUAUGGGUUUUUUUUUUACCAUAGUUUGGAUGUAUUUGAAUUCAGUGUACAUGUGUAUGUUUCACAUGAAGGAAAAAUCCAUUCAAAGGUUAAAGCAUAAUUCCCUGUCUCCUAUUGUUCGUAAUAAGGUUGGAUAUUGGUUCAACCGGAGGACAGAUACAUGUAUAAUUUUAUGUGACUAUAAGGCAGUAAGGAUUGCAAAGACAAACAAAGGGUAACUUUUAAUCAUACUUAUGUUAUUGUCCAAUACAUAAGUUGUGCCAACAAAGGAACAAUUGUGAAGGAAAAGGCACUCCUCACAAUUAGGCAUCUACAGGUGUAAAACUACAGUCGAAUCCCGAUAACUUGAACCUUCAAGGGAAAUAGAGAACAGUUCGAGUUAUCGGGAGUUCGAGUUAUCGAGGGUAAAAUUAUAUAGAAAUGAUCUGAAGGGAAAUGAAAAUUGCUUCAAGUUAGCGGGAGGUUUGAGUUAUAGAGGGUUUGAGUUACCGGGAGUCGACUGUAUGAUAAAAUAGGCUUGGCCACUGUGUAUUGCUUGAUGGCCUUUAAAUUUCAUUGCUAUGGCACUGAGUCUUUGGAGAAUAACAAAACCUUUUUAAUGGGGACAUGGAAGCGGAAGCAAUCUAGUGUGUGUCUGUAUUACAGAGAUGUAAGGGAUCACAUGACUUGAUUUGCUGUCUUUGAGACCAAACAACUGUUAGUGAAAGAAAAGUGCACGUGUUUAGGAGGUGUACAAAACAAAUGAUUCAAGUUUACUUCACGUUCAAACACUAAAGGGAGAUUAAAAGUCAAAUUUUUUAAUGUGACAUGGAUCAUUCUAGUAACUCUUUAUCAACAGAGUAACUUGACCUCUUUGGGAUUAUCUUGUCUUGUUUUCCUGUCUAACUUUGCUAACUGUCUGCCUGAGGUGUAAUUUGAAUCUGAUCUCAUGUCAAAGGAAACCCUGCUUGGUGACCUUAAUUUGUAUCUUCAGCGAUUAGUUAAGUUCCAGAAGAUGUAAAAACAAAGAUUAUGUUUCCUCAGUACGUGUGCAGUUGUGAGUUCCGGCUCCCGUAGAUUUCACUUUAAAGAAUUAUUAGAAUGUCUUAAAAAAUCAAUAUUCUUAAAAUUUUUUAAAAGCUUCAUUGCACCAAAUGUCCCAUGAAUAUUACCUUGUAUGUUGUUGAUCAUAUAGAGUAUGUUUAGUUUACAAGUGUAUACAUGCAUGAACAUGUGGAUCAGAUAUUAUCUUCUUUUGUUGGUACAUGUCAGUCAGGGUUCAUAAUUAACGUGCUGGCAAAAUGUGAGCGGGUUUUGGUACUUGCAAGUCAAAAGAAUUUAUACCCUCCAGCAAACAUCUGUGUGUAAGCAUUUUUUCAGUAAAAAUUUGAUUUGAAAAACAGAAUUAAUUUUUUGACAAAAAAGUUGGUUUUACAUUUAAUGUGUGUACAACUAGGAAGGAAGCGGGAUCUACACUGCAUGCCUGGGCAGGGGUACUUUGGAUUUCGAGUGAUGAGGAUGAUCGCAGGUAUUUUUUGGGUUUGAAAUUUUUGAUCCCAGGAUUCUUUUGGUAGGAAAAUUUGUUAAGUUUUUUUGGGGGUGGCUUGAUUUAAGUACUAGCGAUUUUUCAAAAAAAUCUGAAGAUUUGUGGUUGUGCAUGCGGAUCCAAGCCGCGCACUUCUGUGAUCAUCCCCAUUCACUGUAUUCAGCUGUAUGUUUUACUCUGUAAGUAAGAGCCUAUGAAAGCUACUUGACUGUACUCUUCUAGAAAAUCACAAUGCAUAACUUCACACUUUUAGAACUGCUUACACUUCAGCUUUUUCUUUUUACGAGUAAGAGUUAAGAUUGCAUUCUGCACAUAUGUUUACAUGUUGUGUAUGGGAAAUUCCCUCAAUUGUUUGGGGUUGAGGAAUUAAAGGAAUUUUCUUAAUAAGGAAAGUCUUAAAUGUGUGUGUUUUUUUAGACCAUUUUAUACAACUAAGCCGAAAAUUCAUGACUAUUACCAUGACUUGAUAUACUGUGAUCAUUGUAGCUUUUCCUCCCACUUCUGCGAGUCAGACAAUUUAAAUAGAAAUACAGCUUAAACUUUAGAGCGAAGAUCAAAUAUUUAACUGAACCUGUAAUUUCUAUUUUUAUGGUGACAGUUGAAAUUAUUCUUAUGGAGUACAUUUUUUAAAUUAUACUUUCUAAGAAUAUUUUUGCCAUAGUUUAUUGGAUGUAGGUAUUAGAUCAAGAUCACUUUAUCUCUUUAAUAAAAAACUGUCUGAUACGAAGAUCUGCAACUUAUUUUUUCAAGAAGCCUUUGUAGUGUGUAAUUGUUUGCCUUGUACCAGGCCUUUCUUAGGGUAAAAUUGCAACAAGUGACAUGCAGCAUGGGUUAAACACUCACAAAGAUCAUGGCCUACUCCUCAAACUUACGGCGCUUUCCAUUUAUCAGAACUGGCCAGCCCGACCUGUCAUUUUGACAAUGAAAUUGGCUUUUUGCAAGGGUUUUUGCCGAAAAACCAUCCCCUUCCUACAUACUCUUUAGGAUUUGACUAAUCUGGCCGAAAAGUUUUGAUUAACAGUGAAAUUCUCAUUACGUUGGGAAGGGUCUGGCCGGCCGGUUCUGACAAAUUUUGAUAUUCAGACUAGGGACGUACAUACCCCCUACCCCCCUCCUCUUUAGAGGGUCUCUUGUACAUCAUGUUAACAUUAAGACUGAUUUGAUUCUGUCUUUUAGCAGGUGGAAAUCCUCAGCCUACAAUGUCAGAGGCGUUUCUUUCAAAUUGUGUAUUUAUGACAUACAAAUGGUUCCUUUCCUCCGAAGAGCUUCUCAAGAAGUUUAUGCAACGGUAUCCUUGACUGUAUGAAAGCACAGUUGGGUGUUUUUUUUUACCAUGAUAAAAAUAUAAUUUGUUCUUAUGUUUGUACAUGUUAAAUGUUGUGUUGUAAUGAUAAGGUUGUUGUAUAUUCCAGUUUUUACCUGUGAUUAUUAUAAGAUAAUUAUAUUCCUGAGAUUGCUUUUUCUUCUGAGAAUUGACAGUUGUUGUUAAGAACAUUGCAUAGAGCCUUUUUUUUUACACAUUGUAAACAAAAUUAAUGUACAACUGAAACAUCAUCUCUUAUGCAAGUCCACUUUAUUAGCAUUUAGCAUUCUAUAAUUUUAUUUUUGUGCAACUGAAGGUUAGUUUUCCAAGAAAAAAAUGUGGUUAUAAACCAUAUAGCCUAGCUUUUAUCAAGAAAUAAAUGUGUUAAAUUAGUAUUUUGUUUAGAUUACUUCCCUCUAGUGUCAAAAUUGACCAACUUCACUGAAAGAUUUUGAAACAGUGUACUAUUUGAAACCAAAUUUUAAAAAACUUUUCAUAAAAUUAAAAUAAUUAGCAUCACAAAUAGAAGUAGACUGAUAGAUCUGGAUUAAAUCUUGAUCAUUUAUUGCUACUCAGAGUUUCAUGCCUCUUAUGAAGCAAUCAUCAGGCAAAUGUUAUUUAUUUCUUGAUUCAAGUCAAUUAUCAGAUACUCUGAUUUCUCCAAUUCAAGUAACAAACAACAAAGAAAGUUCAGGACAAGUCUUUGCUAUGCUGUUGGGUAUGUAAAAUAUUUUAAUUUUAUUCUAAAAUUAAUCCGGGCUUAAAUCAUUAACUGUGGAAAUGAGUUUUACAAAAGCAUGUUAUUCUAGAAACUAAUUAAAAACUUGUUAAUAUUUUUUAUGGAUGAAGAAUUAAAGAAAUAAUAUUAAUUUAUCAUCAUUUUUUAAGUGUAUUUGAUUUUAUUUCAGCUUCAGUUGAAAUCACCAAAUGAAGUAUUGUCACAAGAUCAUCCAAUGAAAUGCGUGUCAUUUUUAUGUGCACAGGUUUUGGAUAACAAGAUAUGGAAAUGACUUCAAGAAGAAUGAAAAAUUGACAUCACUACUGAAAGAAUUUCACCAGAGCGUAGAAUUUGAGGUGGAAAGAGAAGCCAUUGAUCCUUCUAAUAUGUAAGGGGACCAGCAGUUAUCCCUCGUAUUCAUUUAUUUGUUCCUUCCUUCUUUCAUUCAUUCUUUCUUUUUUUCCGUCAUUUAUUCAUUAGCACAUCUGUUCAUUCAUUCGCUCACUCGUUUGUUUUUUCGUUUGGUUGGUUUCUUUGUUUUGUUGGUUCAUUUUCAUUUUGUCACUCUUUGAUCUUUAACCCAGUGAUUGGAAGUAAGUUAACUAACCCUGUACUGUAAAUGAUGACCUGCUACCUUUGCUCUUUAAAGAUGAAAAUUUAAGUUAGGGAUACCGGUAACAUUGUGCUUGGCAUUUACUUCCUUAUCAGAGGUGUUGAGGAGAUGCGGCACCAUUCAUUCAGUGGGGUGACAGUUGGCGAACAGCAACCAUUAGGACAACGAAAGGGUUCUAUGGCUUUUAAGGAUUUAUCAGCUACUACCAUUGCGGAACAACUUACUUUUCUUGAAUACAGAAUGCUUCGUAGAAUACCAGUAAGGAUAACUCAUUUCUUGGUCAUUUUCUUUUUGGGUUGUUGUUGUUUUUUUUUUUUCAGAAAUGGUACCUUACCACCAGGGCAGUCUUUUUGGAGCAGGGGCCAAAAACUGCUCAGACCAAAAUGGGCAAAGUGUAGACCCGUUUCAGACCAAAACAGCGCAAAAACCCAGCCAAUGGGGCAGCACAUACCUAUAUGGCUUGAUUCACUUCUUUAGCUCACAGACAAAGAAAAUUUAGCCAAGUCUCUAAAAAGUAUAGACAGCUUUUCACAUGCACUUGGUGUCCUACUGAGAGAUAGUCAGCCCUUUAGAUAGUCAAGGAAGAUGACUAUUAUAUGUAGAACAACACAGACCAACUUCCAAGAGUUUACCUAAGCCUCCAUUGCAUUUCUUUAAAAGUAUAUACCGGUAUAUGGAACCCUGAUUAUCAACAUUAAUUUUUCAUAUCCAGUUUUCAGAGUGGAAGACAUAUGUUCUUACUGGCAAGUUAAAGGACACCACCUAUCUGGACAGAUAUGUAGCUCUAUUUAACGGUGUAUCACGUUGGGUACAAGGCAUGGUGUUAAAUUGUGUUUCCCCUCAAGAAAGAGCGGCUUGCUUUGAAAAAUUCCAACAAACAGCUAAAGUAAGUAAUUAAGAUGGUACUAGGUCAGUUAUACUGUAAUUUACACUGCGAGCAGAGGAGGUUUUUUUCUGGCAUGGCCUUGUUUGAGUGGCUUGUCAGUCGCAUAUUUGGUCUGUUUAUUCCCAAAGAGAAACUCAAGAUGAGCUCUCCAAGCUUAAACAAACCAACUAUGUGACUGACAAGCCAUGCAAAAGACUUCGUGAUUGCUAGAGGCUGUGUUGGAAAGAAAGCUCUGAUCACUGAGUAGCUGUAAGUAAGAUGUCCUUAUAGUGGUUACAAGAUAAAACAAAAUUGUGCUCUCCAAUUGGAAUGUAUAUUAUUGUCUCCCUGUUUUGGGCUAGAUGAAGCAUGUUUGCAUGUCUCUUACCAAUUUAUUUUCUUUCAAUAAUUAGCAUUUAAAAGAGCUGCAAAAUUUUAAUGGUCUCAUGGCCGUGGCAGGAGGGUUAAGGAGUACAGCUUUAUCAAGAUUACAAAAAACUCAAGAGCUGCUCAGCCAAGACUGUAGAGAGGUACAGCAAUAAUAUGAACUCUGUGAUGUCACCGUUGUAUUCUCAUGAUGCAAAUGCCUGUUGGGUUACUUCUUCACCUAGAUUCUAAUUAUUUAAUUUAAUAUUGAUAGAAGGGAAACUGGAGAUUUCUGUGGGUAGUUUUCCCCUUGUUGACAAGUCCAGUAAAAAUCAGCAGGGAAUCCCUCUUGGUUUUUGUUUCUUGUUUAAUCGUUUGUUUGUUUUUGGGUGUAUACUACUGCAAAUCAGGUGAUAUGACUUUUCUCUUCCUGCUAUCUCUGAGCUCAUGGAUGUUAAGUAUGUAAGCCAAUCAGAAUGCAGAUAUACUGAAUGCUAGAGUAGUGUUGAAAUAUUCUUUGAAAAGAUCAACAGAAUCUUUCCUGAGUUAAUUAACUUCAAAUUAUCUAAUUUCCUUUUUGUUCUUUUCUCAGUUCAUGAAGCUGUUGAUGGAGUUUUUAUCCUCCAAUGGGAAUUAUGCAUUCUACAGGAAAGCAUUAAAUGAUGCUGCUUAUAAUGGAUUCCAUAUUCCUAUCUUGUAAGUAAGAUACAUCUCUAGUAAGUUUUCCUUAUAUAUGACUAAAAGGUGGGUUCCUUCUGUAGGUACUGAGGCACAGAUUACAUACAACAAAAGAAACAAUACAACCAAACAAUAAAGCCCCCCCUCCCUGGAGAACUCUAUUGUUUGGUUCCUUUGUUGCUUUUGUGACCACGGUGCCCACAGAAAGGCCUACAAGGCACCUGGGAAUUAGGGAGCAAGAGAUUUAUUUUGGGCCAAGAGUAAUGGAUGUAGAAUGAUGUAAUGUCUCUGCAAGGUCCAAAGGGAAGCCUGUGCAGUGAACACCCUUUUUUUGAGUCCUGUGUAAUAUAGUGAAAAACAGUUCAAUGGUUGCUAAAACUCUUGAAGAGCAGUCAGUCAGUUUCAACAUGAGCAUUCUCAGGGUUGUCAGAAAAUUUUGAAGGAGAUGGCCAGGUUGUGAAAGUAAGCAGCCAGGCCAGGGAUAUUUUUUUAAAAAAACGCCAUCCAUAAAGAAAUGCCAAGCAGAGUAGCCAGCCGAUACUAACCAAGCAGGCAGUGAUUUUCACCAGCAGCUGGCCACUUUUGACAACGCUGAUUCUUGUCAUGGCUGUCUUGAUGUGCAUGUUAUAGAUACCUUUGUAAACAAAGUGGCUCCUCUCAUUGAUAUGAAAUUUUUUAUAAACCACCUUAAUGGAAGUGUAGGGUUUGAUUUUAUUGCUCAUCAUGUGUGUUUUAUUUUUUCUUUUCCUUCCUCUUAUCCUGAAUGUCUUGGAAACCAAAAUAAUAAUGUAGAGGUGAGUAAUAAAAUUCCUACAUGCACCAAUACAUCUGUAAGUACAGGAUGUUAAACGUUAGUUAAGAAGCUGUUCUUAUGAAUGUCAGGGUUGCGUUUGUAUUAGGUCACACUUGUUAAAUUGAACUAAAGAGCAUCAGAGCUCCAGGUGAGUGUGGUCCUAAAUAGGACUAUUUUUGGCAGUGACUGGCAUUUGGGCAACCUGUAAGACACCCAGAAGCAUGAGGGUUGUUGUCUUUGAUGAUGUCUACUAGUACUGCACGGGUUGUUGAAAAUGUCACUCAGUCUCUAACAGUCUUAUUCAGAACUCCACCCACUUGGGCACCAUCUACCCAUGAUAAAUUGACCAUCAGUUUUCAAAAGGUUUCAUGCAGGUGAUUUUUUCUUCCUACAGGUAUUCAACUGAAGGAUUUUAUCGCCCUUCACACAGUCCUUCGUGAUAAGACUGACGAUGGCCUCCUUAAUGUACAGAAGAUGAUUCGAUUGGCACAUAUCAUGUCUCCAUUGCUACCGGGUCAUAGCAGUCAACCACCUAUUCAACCAAAUAUGGACCUCAUUAAAAUGUUGAGGGUAAGAGGAAUGGGAAGUUGUACUCUAAGAAAAUUAACCCUUUAAGCCCCGGUAUCCACAUACAAAUUCUCCAAACUGGUCUCCAUACAUUUCCUAAAGAAUCAGUUGAGAAAAUUUGAUAACAGAUCAAGGCAUUUUCUCUUGGGUGAUCAUUUUAUUAAUUCUCAUAACCUCAUCUCUUGACAGUGUAUGGAUACUGUUAGGAGUAAAUUGACAUUGGUCACUAUUGGGACGUAAAGAGUUAAAGGGGGCCAGUGGUCUGAACCUGAGAAAUACAGGGCACCCAAUGUACAUUUUUGUAGCCUUUCUUUGAAUAAACUAUGAUUCCAGGAGUGGAUCCAGAAAAAUUCUGAAAGGGGGCUAGCACACUUGCCAGCUGUAUAGUACUCAGGGUUUUUACUAAGAGCCAGUAGAGAGCAAAUUUCUAUGAUGGGUACUUUUCUUUGGAAAUCACACUCCCCUUCCCCAAAAAAGCCAAAAUGCAAUGUCUGAGUUCUGUUCAAAAACUCAAAAUACAUUCUUAGAGGCCCAGAUCUCAUAAUAUUGUUCCAGGGGGACUUGCCCCCGGAUGGACCCCCCUAGCAACUUGUGUUGCUGGUGCUCGCAAGUCACUCCUGUGGCACAAGAUUUUUCCUUCUCUGCCUACUCCAAAGCUUUUGCCACCUUCUUAAAACCUUAUUGAAAGCCCCGAGUACUAUUUAUUUUACCGAGAAUCCUUUAAAGAUACUACAGAAUUUGACAAGAAAGGGUGGGCCAUAGUCCCCUCUGCCAACCCUUAAUGCCACGCACCCAAGCACAAAAGUAAGGUGCCAGAGGCCACCAGGCCAGCACUGCUGCAGCACAGCCCUGGAGUGUAACCUAUAGCUGGUAUUUGAAUUUGUAACUCCACUGACUAUAAGCUUAACUUUUAAUUUUAUUUAUAACUUGGUGUGUAGGUUUCACUGCAGCCGCGAUUCACAGAAGAGGAGUUGUAUGAGCUCUCUCUUGCCAGGGAACCAAGAAGCCCCUCUUCUUCUGUAAGUUUUUUAUUCAUUUAUGGUAUGUUAUCUAUGUAAAGUGUCAAAAUAUUGAAAUCUCUAACUACCGGGCCCCAGUUGUGGAAACCUUGAAUAGUACCAUUCACCAGAUAUAUCACUAACCAACAGAUAAGUUUUAAGGUAACUGAUUGCUAAUCCAUUUGAUCCUAUCCAGCGGAUAGUGUUAUCCACUCUUUGAACAACUCGGGCCAGACUCUGAAAAGUUAAAUUAAACGGUUGGGUUUUUUGUGCUUUCUUCAGAGCUCCGGAAGCCAAACAAGUGAGCAGAAUCUCAUGUUCGCUGAUUGGGCAGCCGAGUUACUACACUCAGCCCCAGAUCCCGACACCACAGCCAGACAUGUGUCUUCAAUGGUAGAUGUGAGUAUUAGACUGUGAGAUUUUACCCUUGCUCACUCAAGCAAAAUUUGUUUGACAGUGCAGUUAAUUAGAUUGAAAGCGAACUAUUUAAAUAUUUAUCAAGGAAUUCCCUAAGCUUUUUCGUUGAAAAGUGUUUGAUAAUUUUGAGGCCAACGCCCAUUAUUGUGACAGUAUCCUCUUGCACUUAAGGCGUUUUUAGGAGCGGCACAAAUUCAAGUUUACCAGUAACCACUCUAAGUGUUUAUAUUAACUUUGAACCUGUUAUAGGAAGGCUUUUGCCUGUUAUAGUUAGAUUGAUAAAUUUUAGAUUAUAAAUUUUAGGUAUUCUUAAGUAUACUUUAUUGUAAUUAUUACAGGUAGUUAUAGUUGUAAGGCGCAUUUGAUCAUAUUCAGAUGUUAAUUUGCGCCUAAUAAGAAAUAAAUUAUUAUUAAUAAAUUAUUAUCUCUUAUUUGUUGUUAGGCUGUCUUCAAGAUUUACGAUGUCAAUAAAGAUGGUUCGAUUUCAGUGGAGGAAUUCGAAACAAUCGCUACAAAUUUCCCCUUCAUCGAUUCAUUUGGCGUUAUCGACGUCAACAGGUAUAACUUUUCGGCAUCAAAAACGUACAUUUUUUUUGAAACAAGGAAUUUUUUCAGCUAAAAACGAGAGGAGAAUUUAAGAAGACUUCCAAGAGAUGACUUUAAUAAUGAAUUAUACAUGUUUAUCCAUUUUUGGUCAAGAGUGGUAAUGUAAUACAUUACGCUUCGCGUGUCUGCUGCCAUUGUUUCCUGCGACCAAUUAGGAGAGACCUUACGUGCAGCUCCUACACGGCCCUUAAAAUUUUUUUGUAGAACGCAACCCAGGUCUUAACAUAGUAUAGUAAUUGCUGUAACUUUCUGUGUUUGUUUUACAGUGAUGGUGUAAUUAGUAAAGAGGAGAUGAAAAGUUAUUUUAUGAAAGCAAACUGCCAUGAACUGAGUAAAGGCUUUUCGCAUAACUUUCAAGAAACUACAUACUUCACUCCAACCUACUGUGAUCACUGUGGUGGCCUGGUAAGAAAAUCUCAUAUCUCAUUUCUCAUAUCGGCCAAUAAUCGAGGCAGGACUUAUAGCGCAGUUUACGCGCAGUAGCUACAUUACUUAAUGCGUUAACUUCCGAAUUUUUCGCUCGCAUUUUCAGCAGUAGCAAAUAUCUCCUUAUUCCUCUGGGCAUUGUUCAAGUUGAAUUUGACCCCUGGCCAAACACGUUGCCGGUCCUAGGCUUGUUAGCCUCCCAGCAAAUCUGGCGCGCACUUUUGCAGCUGAUCCACGUCAAGUGAAAAAUGCUCCGCGCGAUUUUGUAGGCCAUACUUAUUAGGCAUUGCUUGGCUUUCGUGUAGUUUGCCAUUUCCCAUUCUGAGAUUCGAGAGCUUGCUUCAAGCUAGUUAUUCAUGGUGAGUUCAUUGACUGUGACUGUAAGCUUAAGCGUGCGAGUCUCACCGACUUUUUCGAGACGGGGCUUGUUUGUUAGAUUGGAACCAAAUUAGCACACACACGAAAAAACAACUAAUGUAAACUAGAUCCCUCACCACUUAAAAAAAUGGGGAAAGUUGGUACAUUAUAUUUGAACAUGUCUUUGUCUUGUUUACAUUUUAUUUUCAAUAUUAUCUUUUUUUUUACAGCUAUGGGGAAUCAUCAAACAGGGCUACAGAUGUAAAGGUGAUGUUAUUUGCAAAAUCCUUUAUGAGUUGCAUAAACAUUGUUUUCGUUUUAACAAGUGUAGGUUAAACACAAUACGUGUAACCGAAUUUAUGGGAAUGGUCCUAGUAGCUUUUAAGACAUAAUGAUAUGGGCGUGAUAUAGAGGAACACAAUGAAGUUUGUAUGUUCAAAUAAUAUAGAUCAGUUAAUCUAGUCAAUUUAAUGCUGAUUGUUAAUUAGUGCUUUAUUUUUAACUCUUCUAGAUUGUCAUAUUAAUUGCCACAAGCAUUGCAAAGCGGAGGUAGUCAAAAACUGUCAGAAACCAGCUCCUCAGUCACAUGGUAAAAAUUUAUUGUUUUAUUACUUUAAAUUUUAUCCUCUUUUGUUUGAAACUCAUUACGACACCUUGACAUACCUAAAAUUCAUUUAAAAAGUAAUUUGAAAAAAAGGAUGAAUUGAACCGCAACAUAAACUUAAAUAUCAACUUAAUAAAAAAAGAAAACAGAACGCGUCUUUCAAGAAAAAUUAAUCAUUUAAAUAAAUAAACUAUGAACUUUUAAACCACGAGGUCCCGUCAGGAUUUCCUGUUCGUGCGUGGCCUCCUUGGAAACCAGGUGGUAGAUGUCUCAGUUUUUCGAUGAAGUUGUAAAACCUAAGGGAACUGUAAUAGGCACAAUGGCCGCUAUCAAUAAUCAGUCUGCGUUUUUCCCACUUCUCUGCGACUUAUAAAGUAAUAAUAGUAAUAAUGAUAAUGAUGAUAAUGAUAACAAUAAUAAUAAUAAAUGAAUAAAUAAAUAAAUAUUCAACCAGGAGUCUCCACUCACUGCAACUGUUUGGGAGGCGCUGGUAUUAAAAUUGAUGACACUUUCUGAAACAGAACAGUGCUUUUUAAAACGAAUGCCUAAAAGUAAUGAUUGUAUUUAAAAAGUUUAAGAAAUCUAAAAAUCUAAAACAGUUAAAUUCAUAACAUCAGUACAGUUUGAAGGAAUCUAAACUUAAAAAAUCUGUGACAGACAAUUGGCUUUUGCCGCUUAUUAUUUUGUAUGGAAGAGGUAAUUUAUUUGCACCAAAAAACAACCUUUUCCAAGGAAGCCAGUCGCGGCAGGUAAUAAGAUAAUGGUCUGAUCUACGGUACCAAAGGGUUUCGGCAAGUGCACGAAAAAGGCUUCGGUCCCUAAUUCUCCACAACUUAGAAUCAGUUAUGCGUGAUACAUGUAAAACGAUCUCCGUAGCCGAGAAAAAGAUUUGGACGAAAGUCAAAAUGUUCAGGAGGGGAGGGGGGGGCAAGUUCUUGUUCUUUUGAAGGUAUCUGAAUAUCUACGGAUGUACUGCCUUUUUUAGAAUCCUACUCAUUGUUAGCAAGACUGUGAUUGGUUUAUAAUAAUUAUUGUCCUCACAUCAAUUUCCAUACUUAAAUUUGCCACUUACCUUCUCAAUUUAAAAAUACGAGUCAUGACAUCGGCUACCUCCUUCAGUAGUCGCGUCAAAUCCUAUCGCCUUGUUUGGCCUCAAAUGUACCAACUUUUUCAUGACAAACUGAUUUCUCAGCGACUGGAGAAAACGGGAAUUAUUCACCCAGGAAUCAGACAGUUUUCUACUGCGAUGAAAGAGCAAGCGGAGUGACGAAGCAUGGCGCUUAAAUCGGGUCAACGUGACAAGUAAUAUCUUACCUUGCUGAUUUUAACUCUUUUCAACACCUGCAGAAAUAUCUCCCCGCAAAUCGGUUUUACUGAGAUCUAAAUUGAAAAGCAGAAUGAAGCUCCAUAAACACCACUCGGAUGGAUCGCUAAAGAGUAUAGGCAGAGAAAAGCGUCGCUCAAUGGACUCGCUAAGGAGCAUUAAUGGAGAGAGCGUCAGCAAGCGCUAUUCUGAUUAUUCCUUGAGGAGCUUCAACGGCGAUUGCGUUAGUAUACCAAUCGACCAAUACGAACAACUACUUAAGGCCCAACAGGUCAGUGAGAUAAACAAAUCUUCUUUUUCUUUAGCCACAUUGCCUGGUUGUUUUUUAUUUUUGCUGUUACUCCGAGAGGUUUUUUUUUUCUUCGCCUCUCCUUAAUAAACCAACACUUCCAAAUUCCAAUUCCAUCUCUAGCGUGCGAACACUUUCAAACCAGUUCCUCAGAUCCUUUAAGUGUUUCGUGAGCAAAAAAUAACAUUUGCGUUUUUUGCUGGGAGCCUAAAUCUGCUAGGGACCUUAGGCACCCACGACGGCAGCAUUAGCGACGGCGGCUUUGACACAAUAAAAAGAAAGAUAAAUAAAGCAACGGUGUGCGUUUUCACAUGCGUUUUCAGUGUUUUGUAUGGAAAACAUGAAGACACAACAGGUUACUUUAAGUUGCAGUGACGUUGUACUAAUAAUGCUAAUUCUACUAAUUCUACUAACAAUAAUAACAUACAAUUAACAUCUUAAUGAGCAGUGAUAAAAAGACAGAUCAGCAAAUCAAAAGAUCAGUAAGAGUGACAAUCGAACAAUCAUUCAUCAGUCAUUCAUAUUCGAACAAUCAUUCAUUCAUUCAUUCAAUAACAACUAACUCAAGAACAAUUUUAAAUUAAUUUUGAAGGGCGCAAAUUGAUUUUGUUGUGUUUUGGUGUUUUUUUAUUUUUAUUUUUUUAAACAACGUUGCCUCAACUUUGCCGUCGUAUUUGCUUAAAGUCCAUAUUACAUUUUAUUGUCAAGCCUAUUGUGUUGUCACGGUUUUUCACAGACUUUGCAUUAUUGUAGCCUGAAAAAAAAAACAGCCGACAUUUCACGACCUUACAACUGGUUUCCCCACAAAAUGACGUCUGAGAAACGAGCGCAGAAAUUCCAUGCUGAUGACGUGUUACUUCUCAGGUCUGGCAGUGAUUUUGAUUGGUUGAAGCACCUUUCCCUCGCGGCACGACCAAUCAGAAGCACAACCCAGACCUGGGUAGUGACACGUCAUCAGUAUGGAAUUUCUGAAGUCGUUCCUCAGACGUUAUUUCGCGGGAAACCAGUCUUGGCCGCGACAAAUGUCGGCUGUUUUCUCAGGCUAGCAUUUUUGUGGUUCCUUUGUCUUUUUUGUAGCGCGGAUUUUACCAUGUAACCAAUCAGACAGCAUUAUGUGCAGGCUAAAAUGUUUAAAUUAUUUUUUGACUUUGCAGUGUAACGAAGAAAUCUUGUUGGAAAACGCCCGUCUUCGAGGCGAGUUGCAGGUCGCUCAACGCAAUGAAAGCUCGCUACGAGAGCAGCUGGCCUCUCUGAAAGAGACCACUGUGACUUUUAUAAUGGAUCAAAUGGACGCUUUACAAAUGCAUAAAGAUACUCAAGUAUAG